Messenger RNA from Melitaea cinxia (Glanville fritillary), 673 nucleotides. RefSeq names its product 40S ribosomal protein S12, mitochondrial (gene mRpS12). The transcript has 5 exons. Gene Ontology annotation, cellular component: ribosome; small ribosomal subunit. Lineage: Eukaryota; Metazoa; Arthropoda; Insecta; Lepidoptera; Nymphalidae. Gene Ontology annotation, biological process: translation. Gene Ontology annotation, molecular function: structural constituent of ribosome. The record is from RefSeq and is a predicted model, not a curated record. The coding region runs from base 142 to 630 and encodes 162 amino acids.
ACACCGUUUACUUCGUGUCAAAUGUUAAAGUAAAUAUCUAUGAGUAAAUAUAGAAAUUUAGGUUAUGUUAUGAAAAACGAUAUAAUUUUUAAAGCUUCAUAAAUAAAAUUACUAAUAUAUAUUAAAUUUAAUAUCGCAAAGAUGAAUUUGUUACGAAAAGGAAUGUCGAUGUUGUCUAUUGGAUUAAAAUCGCAUUGUUCUUCAUAUAGCGCUACGAAGUCUUUAGUACAUCGGCCUGCUCCCCUAACUGAACUCCUAACUAGUCUAAAUUUCCAAACAACAUUAUCAAAAUCGAUGGCGUCUCUAGCUCAGAUGCACAGGACAGGUCCGCAUAUCAAGAAACGGAAGUCCAGAAAUCCUCUCAAUGGAAAUCCUUUUGCCAAGGGUGUUAUUCUGAAAACUUUAAUCAAGAAACCCAAGAAACCGAACUCGGCUAACCGUAAAUGUGUGCUCGUCCGUCUAUCAAGUGGACGUGAGAUGAUCGCGUACGUACCUGGUAUCGGACACAACUUACAGGAACAUAAUAUUGUAUUAGUUAGAGUCGGCAGGGUUAAAGAUUGUCCCGGAGUGAAACUGAAAUGCGUCCGCGGUAAAUUCGAUUUACCCCACGUCGUCAAACCGAAAAAUUAAUAAAUCAUUUAAUUCGUAGUUAAAAUAUAUAAUAGUAUAAGCA